AUGAAAGGACUAGUACCUCACGAUAAGGGGAGCAGAGAGCAUGGCUUAAGAAAAGGACAGCAAUAUACAGGAGCCACUUUGCUAAACGAAGAAAAAAAGGGAUCGAUUUCGAUGCGCUCUGAUUUGAAUCAAGACAAACAGUUUUAUGUUGAAGUAAUCAAGAUGAUACAUUGUCCUGCUUUUAAAUACGGGAGCACAAAGAUUCAUACCUUAAAAAGUGAGAAAUUCUCAAACAAGAACGGAAAACAUAAUAAGAGUAUGGACGACUUUCGCUCAUCACUGUCAUCAAAACAGAUACCAGCAGUUGUGAUCCCGAUUGUCGAAGCAAAAAUUGAAGCUAUGCUUAGGAGAAAUGAGGUAAAACGCAUGUCAGCAGAAGACAUACCCUCGUCUGUCCGAGCACUAAAAAAUCAAGGAAAGCUGUCGAUUGAACAUCUGAUAAAUAACUACAUGGAUAUAUUGAAACAUGAUUAUAAGGAACAACCAGCUGUUGGCAAUAAACCAGAGCCCAUAAGCGAUGAAGAUGAAGCUAUGUCCAAUGAACUUACUGAUUUUACCAGACCUGAAGACAUAGUCAAAACGGUGGGAAAACACUUAAAAAAGAAUAGAGUCAUUAGAAAAACCCGUUUAAACACUUACCACAAGAAGCACUAUUCUAACACAAGAAAAGAUAUGUUUUCUUAUUGUAGUUGGAAGCGAGGUUCAAUUAUUUCCUUUGUCGGUAACUGGUCUGGAAAAGGAACAUAUAUUCGUGCAGGGCAUACACGGCGAAGCAUAAAACCGAUUCUGAAUCGAUUCGAUUCUGUCGCUGAUGGUCAUGUCGCUGCAGUAGAUGGGUUUAAGUUGACUACCAUUUGUAGCUCAUGUUUUGACGUCACCACAAAACAAGUCGUGAAAGUUGGAGAAAAUAGACUGAAAAGAAUUAAAGAUGCUGUUACAUGCACCAAUCACAACUGCCCAAGAAGACUGUACCCAACAAGACGUACGACAGUAAAUCGAGACAUGAAUGGUGCAAGCAACAUCGCACUCAUUGGCUUUCUUGUGUGGUCCCAAAAAACUCUUUACCACUUCCACCUUUUUGAAGAGGUCCUUAUAACGCAAACAAAUGGGCGUAACAUACCUCUUUAUGAAAACUGGAUGAUUAUUAUACAGAACCUGCAUAAUCGUUAG
Molecule: messenger RNA, 1170 nt
Organism: Mucor mucedo
Lineage: Eukaryota; Fungi; Mucoromycota; Mucoromycetes; Mucorales; Mucoraceae
Exons: 7
Coding region: 1-1170 (389 amino acids)
Source: RefSeq, a predicted model, not a curated record